Messenger RNA from Plodia interpunctella (Indianmeal moth), 807 nucleotides. It is a transcript of the gene purple, whose product is annotated as purple. The record is from RefSeq and is a predicted model, not a curated record. Lineage: Eukaryota; Metazoa; Arthropoda; Insecta; Lepidoptera; Pyralidae. Gene Ontology annotation, molecular function: 6-pyruvoyltetrahydropterin synthase activity. The coding region runs from base 167 to 664 and encodes 165 amino acids. Gene Ontology annotation, biological process: tetrahydrobiopterin biosynthetic process. Gene Ontology annotation, cellular component: mitochondrion. The transcript is spliced from 4 exons.
UCAUUGUCACUUCUGUCGAAAACGGCCGAAAAAGCAAGCCAAGUCCGCAAAUCUCUCACAUUCUCCGAACAAUUAUUAGGUACCUAAAUCAAUCAAACAAACCAAAUCAUUAUCUCGCGACACACUAUCAACUACACUAUUAACGAAUUAAUUUAUUAUAUAAAAUAUGGCUCUUCCUAUAGUUUCUAUUACUAGGCGUGAAACAUUUAGCUCCUGUCACAGAUUGCACAGUCCCUUUUUGAGUGAUGAAGACAAUAAAAAAUUGUAUGGAAAAUGCAACAAUCCAAAUGGUCAUGGGCAUAACUAUGUUGUUUUAGUGACAGUAAAAGGGCCAGUAGAUGCCCAUACUGGCAUGGUGAUGAAUGUACAUGAUCUGAAGCAGUACAUGCAGCAGGCAAUCAUGGAGCCACUGGACCAUAAAAACUUAGAUCAGGAUGUUCCAUACUUCAAAGCAGUUGUAAGUACAACUGAGAAUCUGGCUAUAUUCAUAUGGGACCAACUUCAGAAAGUUAUGGAAAAACCACAGCUGUUACAUGAAGUUAAGAUACUGGAGACUGAGAAAAACCAUGUAGUCUACAGAGGGGGCAGCACUUAUCCUAGAAAGAAGCCUGAUAACUCUAGCCUUCACCCAAACAACUGCAAUGUCUCCUCAGACUCCGACUGAAUUAUAAAUCAGGUUAUUUUGAUAUAUGGAAGUUUUUUCUAUUUUUUUAAAUAUUGUUACUGUUAAUGUUAAUAUUCCAUUAGUAUGUAAGAGCAAAUAUAUAUUUUAAGCUUAUUUGUAUUAAAGCAGUCCACAAAAAAAAA